Messenger RNA from Lycium ferocissimum, 1434 nucleotides. RefSeq lists its product as uncharacterized. Bases 5 to 970 code for a protein of 321 amino acids. The record is from RefSeq and is a predicted model, not a curated record. The transcript has 3 exons. Lineage: Eukaryota; Viridiplantae; Streptophyta; Magnoliopsida; Solanales; Solanaceae.
AAAUAUGAAAUUGGAGAAGACUGGUUUGAGUAAGGAAUCCAUGGAGAAAAUAUCAGAGAGGCUUUCAGGUCUUGAUAACCUCUAUUUCCCACGCGCUCAGCAAUCAUCUGCCUCCACUGCAUCCCAACGGAAAUCACUUCUUCUCGACCUUCUCUCUCGUGACGUGCCCCUUUUUUUAGAACGUUAUGGGUCGCAGUUAAUAUCAGACGAGCUUAAUGAAUUUGGAACUUUGAAAAAUGAUUAUGAAAUCAAUUGGCAUCUGAAUCGUCUGCGAAGUGUUAUUAGCCCAACACAAGAAGAUCUAAAGUCCAGGUCAGUUAAGAUUAAGAACAGACGGCGAGCAUAUCUGGACAAAUUAAUAAGUGAUGGACAGUACUUUUCAGAGGACGCAAUGAGGGAACGAGAGCCAUACUUGCACCAUGAGUAUGUCGGGAAGUUCCAAGAUCCAAGCGGGAGGAGCAUGGCGAGACCGGGGGAACGAUGGUCUGAGACACUAAUGAGGCGGGCAGAAGAGGCAACGCUUGUUAAAAAAAUUAGGGAUGAGCAGCAGAGACGAGGUGUAGCUCAAAGUGAUUGGGUAGGGUUUGACAAUCAGGAACUUGAAAAUGUGGAGGAAGAGUCUGAAGAAGAAGAAGAAGAAACAGAGGAAGAAGAAGAAGAUGAGGAGGAGGAGGAGCAAGACAAAGGUGAAAGGGACAUCUCAGUUAAUAGACUAGAGGUUCAUACAAACAACCUCGAUGCUUCUAAUGACACACCAUCAGAAACGAGAAGACCUGCUGUGAUGGAAACUUUGUCAUCAGAGGAGAUGCAAGAACGAUUGGACCAGUUCGCUUACCUCAUGCAGGAAAAGUUUUUAUUGGGAGAAGAUAGUCUGGAUUACUCAAAAAUUGAUGAGGAUGAGACCUUGGAUGAUCACUGGAUGAAAGAAGCAAAUUAUGAUGCUGAAGAGAAGUACUUUGAUGAUGACUGAGCUGAAAUACUGAGUUGUCUUUUUUGCUUUUGAAACUACACACAUCUUGACAAGUUCCUAUCACGUAUAUGUUAGCCUUGUAUGCACAUAUGCUUAGGUCUAAUGUGGUUAAUGUGGCUUGAAGGCAGUUUCUCUAUGGUUGUCGAUGGCUAGGUUUUGGUUUUUGAACCUAUCCAUUUUCUUGUGUUAAGCUUAAUAUAUGGUAUUAGCUUGUAAAUUCAUACUAUUACAAUUCCAGCAGCUGUAGAAUAAUCUUCAGAUGUGAUCAAGUGGGAGACGUAGAUAGACUGAAAGAUGCUGAAAUGCCAACCUAGUCACUAUACGAGGAUAGAGAUUCUUGUCCAAAUAAGUGUGACAACACGCUCAGGUCGCUGAAUUCAGAACUACUUUAAUGGCAUAAACUUUAUGUCAAUUGAUAAGUAGAAACAUUCGGGGAUUUUGAGAAGCUUCCUAGUUUGGAUUUA